AUGGGCAACAUCUAUUCGUCGGCUGAGUCAGUUUUGGUGUGGCUAGGCCCAGAAGAUGAAUACAGCCGCUACCUGCUGAGAGCGUGGAGAGCACAUCUACAGCCUCUAGUCUACAGUUAUAGCAGUAAAACGCUAGUCGACAAGAUUUACGAAGAAUUGUGUAAGAGCACACACACUUUGUGGACUGAUUUGGAGCAAGACGAGGCACUCAGCGAACUUGCGCUCGACCUUGGUGAAGAGAGAUUGGAUGAGACGGCUUCACCCGACCGGUACAAACAAGCACUAUGGAUUAGCUUCGACGGGCUCUUCAGUCGACCAUGGUGGAGCCGAAUUUGGGUUGUGCAGGAGGUCUAUCUGGCUCCUAUGGAUGAAGAAGGCGGUCGCAAGCUCGAGUUCCGAAUUGGAGACCAUGUUUUAUACUGGAAGGAAAUAAUGCUGAUAAACAUGACACUGCUUCAUAUCAUCAGACUACCGGAUAACUACAACCCUGCUACACUGCCUUCCUGGGAUGAGAUCUGGAAUCGCUGGAAAUUUCUCAUCUUCAUGGGCGAGGCAUACGGGCAAUUCUCGUUGAGUGAACUACUCAAGCUGACGAGUAAAUUUCACGCUUCAGAUCCCCGGGAUAAACUCUUCGCCCUGCUUCUCAUGGCUACAGACACCAAAGAUCGCUUCCGGCAAGAGCCUCUUAUCAAUCCAGACUACACCAAACCAGCAAAAGCUGUCUUCGAUGACCUCAUAACAUUUUGGGAGCUAAACCUUCUAGCGCAAGUUCCACUUUGA
Messenger RNA from Alternaria ethzedia, 780 nucleotides. RefSeq lists its product as uncharacterized. The record is from RefSeq and is a predicted model, not a curated record. Lineage: Eukaryota; Fungi; Ascomycota; Dothideomycetes; Pleosporales; Pleosporaceae. The transcript has a single exon. The coding region runs from base 1 to 780 and encodes 259 amino acids.